Lactuca virosa is the source of this 327-nucleotide messenger RNA. The record is from the annotation of a GenBank genome assembly. Lineage: Eukaryota; Viridiplantae; Streptophyta; Magnoliopsida; Asterales; Asteraceae.
AUGAGUGAAGAAUUUUCACUUGGGGUCCGACGCAUUAAGGCGGCAUGUGUGGCCGCCGGUAUCGAGAGUGGUAAGCAGGCGUUGUGGAAGCAGUUGGUUAUAAGAAAUUUUAAUCCGGAGGAGCCGAGUGCUACAUCUCAGUCAACGUUUGUGAUGCAUGCUGCCAUAAAGGCAUUCUUAGAGACAGAUUUUGCCUCGUACCUCCACCUUGGUGAGUUCGACUUAGCGGGGCUCCGUCAGCUCUGUUUGGAUCCUCUAGCGGAGGAACAUCCUCCGAUGGGCUAUUCGCGGAACAUCGGACCUUCCUCUGCUCCUCUUGGCAAUUGA